UAGAAAGAAGGUGUGAAUGAGUGAGUGUUUGGAUAUUUUUGUUUUGAUUCAUUAACUGGAUCAGAAGAGGGCGGUAAUGCACCAAGUUGUGGAUGCCAACCGCCGUAAAACCCCAAGAAGAAGAAGAAGAAGAAGCAGAAGACCAUUUCGGCUGAGUGAGAGAAGAAACAAGUUUGGAGGUGCGUGUUUCCACAGACGUUCCCAGCUACAGGGGGAGAGUGUGGAGGCGUUCGUGAGACAUCUUUAUGAACUGGCUGAAUACUGUGACUUUGGAAUAGCAAAGGAUGAACACAUAAGAGAUCGCAUCGUCGUUGGAAUACUCGAUAGCGAAUUGUCGCAGAAGCUUCAACUGGAAUCGGAUUUAACUCUGGAAAAAGCAAUCAGCAUGACUCGUCAAUCCACCCCCCCCUCAACCCCCAAUAAAAAAAACAGCCGUGACAUGGGUCUACUAACUGCCGCAGUCGUUGGUACACUUGGUGCUGGUGGUGCCGUGGUCGCUGCCCCUUUCGUUCUGGGGGCCGCUGGCUUCACCGCGGCCGGAAUCACCGCUGGGUCAUAUGCUGCAGGUAUGAUGUCAGCAGCUGCCGUAGCGAAUGGAGGUGCGGUGGCAGCGGGCUCCACAAUGGCCGUGUUGCAGUCACUAGGUGCGGCUGGUCUGGGAACAGCUGCUACUGCUGCAGUUGCUAGUGUUGGGGGAGGAGCUGCACUGGCUCUGAAAGGAGCUGUAAAUGGUAUAAAAUCUUUUUUUUGGUGAAUUGUGUACAAGUAAUUCAUCAAGUUUCCCCAUGUGCAUUAACAAUCCUUGAAUGAAGUGAGUGACUAUCAUUUUAUGUGUCAGUUGACCUUGUUAAACAGAAUUGCUUGAUGCUAACAAGAUUAAUGUAGCCAUCUAAACUAAAUCCCAUUUAAAAAAACAACAACACCACAACACUAGACAACACAUUAAGAGAGAGAGAGGGUGGAAGAUGGCAGAGGAUGAUUUGUCAGAUGUUGUAGGUGGUCCUGAAGAGGCUAGGGGUGGCAAUGGCGAAGGCUCUGUCCCCCAGGGUGCGGUACUGGGUCCUGUUGAUUGGGGUGAGAAGGUUGGCAUCAGCGGGGAGUGGCGAAUGGCGAUGGAGGAGAUCUGUUAUGUACGAGGGCGCAAAGUUGUUUAGCGCUUUGAAGGUGGUGGGGAGGAUCUUGAAAUUGAUGCGUUGUUUUAUGGGAAGCCAAUGAAGUUGACGGAGGAUGGGAGUGAUGUGUUCUCUGGAGGGGGGAGUGAGUAAGUAGUCGGGCAGCAGAGUUUUGUACACAUUGUAGUUUUUGAAGAAUAGGGGAGGGAAGGCCAUACAGAAUGCUAUUCCAAUAGUCGAGUCUGCAGGUGAUGAAGGCGUGGAUUAGUGUUCCGGCAGCUGAGGAUGUGAGAGUGGGUCGAAGGCGUGCAAUGUUGCGGAGCUGGAUGAAGGAUGUUUUUCUGACAUUGUUUAUGUGGGACUUGAAGGAGAGCGUGGGGUCCAUGAUGAUGCUGAGGUUUCUGACCAGGGGGGAGGGAGUGACAGAGUGACCAUCGAUGCAAAGUGAGAAGUUCUGGGAGGUGGGGAGGAUGGAUUUUGGGCCAAAGAUGAUCAUUUCAGUUUUAUUGCCGUUGAGUUUGAGGAAGUUGUGGUUCAUUCAGGUUUUGAUGUCAGUGAGACAGUUGGUGAGUGGAGAGGAUGGCAGGAGUAAUGGCUGUGGUGGUGAUGUACAGUUGGGUAUCGUUGGCGUUACAUUGAAAUUGAAGACCUUGGGAGGCGGAUGAUGUGACCUAGUGGGAGGAUGAAGAGGAUUGGGCCAAGCACUGAGCCUUGGGGGACUCCAUGUGAGACAGGGAUGGUGUGGGACUUGUGGUUGUUGAUGGAGAUGUAUUGGAAUCUUUCAGACAGUUAAGAGGUGAACCAGGAGAGGGCAAGGAGUCAGUGAUGCCAAUGGAUUGCAGACGGCUGAGGAGGAUGGAGUGAUUGACGGUGUCAAAGGCAGCACUGAGGUUGAGGAGGAGGAGAAUAGUGAGGGAGCCGGAGUCAGAGAGAGUAGGAGGUCGUUGGUGACUUUAAGUAGGGCUGUUUCAGUACUGUGGUGGGAACGGAAGCCGGAUUGGAAUGUUUCGUACAGGUUAUUGGAGAGGAGGUAUCGCUUGAGUUGUGUUGCGACGCCUCUUUCCAGUCAUUUUGAGAGGAAUGUGAGGUUGGAGAUGGGUAUGAAGUUGUUGGUGUCGUCUGAGUCAAGGCCAGGUUUUUUAAGGAGGGGGUGAUGGCAGCAAGCUUAAGAGGUUGGGGAACGGUGCCAAAGUUUAGGGAGGAGUUGAUGGUGUCUGUGGGGCAAGAGAGGUGAAACAGGCUUUGACAAGUUCAGAGGGCAUGGGGUCCAGGGGGGAGGUGGAGGAUUUCAUGGUGGCGAGUAUUUGAGAGGUCUGCUAUGGUUAUGGACGAGAAGAUGGAAAGUCGGUGGUCAUGCAAUUUUAUAAGGUUAAAUACCAGGCCUUAAUGAAGUUAGGCGUAUAGUGGCUCAAUUUCUGAGUUGUCUUGAACACAGUAAGAGUAGAGCUGGAUAGUUAGAUCCCCUUUGCUAUAAUGCUGUAACAAAGACAAUGCUACACACCACCUAGGUGACUUCUGGGCACCUCCAGGUAAGGGCACAGGAUUAUGAUGGAAAACCGGUUUAGUGUAACAGUUUGCAGACAAUGAUACCGGACCUACUGUUCCGUGUCGCCAUGUAGGAGACCUUCCUGAGUGUGUGUGGCGAUGGCUGGUUUAACAUGGGCACACUGAUUGCUCAAUGCGCAACAGGUGUGCAGGGCUCACCUGCUCCCAGAGUCUAAUCAUACUGACACAUCAUCCUCACACACCCCAUCCUCACAGACUACAAAUGCAUUUUAGAACAUGAAAAUAACUUAUUUGGUGCGGAAACGAACGCUCUCCUACAUCGUAAUGUGCCGUUGCAAUCAAGGGGGUAAUUGAAAUUAAUCUGAUUUACCCUCCCAAACAGCCUUAUGCUUUGCUUAUACAUGACAGCAAAUGUACGCACUGAAAGAUCUACAGAGCUUGUUCUCAGGCGUUGGUAAACAUUUCGAUGACAAGACGUCUUGUCUAAAAGUCGGCUAAAAGUUUUCACCUUAGUGAGGUGAGGUUAGUUGAAUCAACACAUUGAUUGAUAUAAAAUGAGCAAGUAUAAUUUAUGGCUGUAAUCCAGUUUUUUGUAAUCCAGUAAUCCAGACCUUGUCAUAAAUUAUGCUGUGCUUGAGUUAAGGUGCAGAUCACCUGUUUGACAUCCAAAUUAAAAAGCUGUUUUCUUUUGGCAAUCAACAAUUAUUGGUUAUUCUGUCUUGUAUUUAUACAUUACUUAUCUAUUAUUGUAUUGUAUGACAAUGUUUAUAUGUGAAGCACUUUGAGUCUGCCUUGUGAAAAGUGCAAUAUAAAUAAAGUUGCCUUGCCUAAAA
Messenger RNA from Gadus morhua (Atlantic cod), 3451 nucleotides. RefSeq lists its product as uncharacterized. Gene Ontology annotation, biological process: release of cytochrome c from mitochondria; intrinsic apoptotic signaling pathway. The transcript is spliced from 5 exons. NCBI's taxonomy places the organism in Eukaryota, Metazoa, Chordata, Actinopteri, Gadiformes, Gadidae. The record is from RefSeq and is a predicted model, not a curated record. Bases 77 to 754 code for a protein of 225 amino acids. Gene Ontology annotation, cellular component: mitochondrial membrane.